This is a messenger RNA of Raphanus sativus (radish), 1731 nucleotides long. Its product is annotated as nuclear pore complex protein NUP50A. The coding region runs from base 189 to 1496 and encodes 435 amino acids. The record is from RefSeq and is a predicted model, not a curated record. Gene Ontology annotation, biological process: intracellular transport. NCBI's taxonomy places the organism in Eukaryota, Viridiplantae, Streptophyta, Magnoliopsida, Brassicales, Brassicaceae. Gene Ontology annotation, cellular component: nuclear pore; cytoplasm. Gene Ontology annotation, molecular function: GTPase activator activity. The transcript has 2 exons.
AUGUACCUAAAGUGCAAAUAAUAAUAAAAUUCUCACACAUCGGUAAAAUAAAAAAAAAUAUAGAGGAAGAACAACUUCUUCUCUUCUUUUUCUAAAGUGUUGUUAAGCUCUUCGUCUCUUCGUCUCUGACCACUUCGCUCCUCGGGCAAUAGGUCUACUUUAUUAAUUGUCUGUGAAUCAUUUCUCGAAUGGGGGACUCAGAAAACGCUAACCAACCUUCAAAGAAGAGAGGUGCCUUGAAGCAGCUGUCCCGUGAGAAUCCAGACGAUGAUGAUGACGACAUUGGUUCAGCUGAACUUGAGAGUGGAACUUUCAAGAAGGCCCCUGAUGAGGUCUUGGCAACUAGAAGAAUUGUCAAAAUCAAGCGCAAAGACCCAUCAUCUGCUGCACCACCAGCAGCCGCAACUUCCAACCCUUUCGCUGGAAUUCAAUUGCUCCCUCCUACCGCUGUGCCUGAGUCUAAAGUGGCUCCAGCUGAAGCCGUAGUUGAGGACAAUCAAAAGGCAGCUGAUACCGAAGACGGUGAUGAAGUUGAUAGUGAGAAGAAGGUUGAUGUCAAAGAUUCUACUGCUGGGGAAGAGCCUGAAAAGACUAAAGACAAGGAUGAUGAAAAUGAGUGUGGAAAGACAUCUGAUGCUGGUGUAGACCAGACCGUCUCGGGUGUUAGCAACGCUGUGGAAGGAACUGAUCAAACUGAGGAUCCUCUUGAGAAGGUGGAAUCAGGAGGUGGUGAUCAGACUGAGAGAAAAGAAAAAGAAGGCGAAGCAAGCGUUGAAGCAGAAUCAGCAGAUAAGAACGGUGAUAAUAAUAAUAAUAAUGGCUCCUUGAGUUCUUUCCAGCAGCAUUCAAGUAGCAAAAACGCCUUCACCGGACUCGCCAGUACACAGUCUUCUGGAUCUUCCUUCUCAUUUGGUGUUGUGUCUCAGGAUGGUUCAACUGGUGGUUCUGGAUCUCUCUUCGGCUUCGGCCUCUCAAACAGCUCCAACAGCAACCCACCUUCUUCCCUUUUCGGUGCAUCUGGAUCUUCCAUUAUCAACAAGAGCGAAGGUACUGGGUUUCCUCCAAAGCAAGAGGUUUCCACAGAAACAGGAGAAGAGAACGAGAAAGUCGCCUUCUCAGCCGACUCGAUUAUGUUUGAAUAUCUUGACGGAGGGUGGAGAGAGCGCGGCAAAGGAGAAGUCAAGGUGAACGUUUCAAGCAAUGGCGGUAAAGCAAGGCUGGUCAUGAGAACUAAAGGAAACUACAGGUUGAUCUUAAACGCGAGUCUUUACCCGGAGAUGAAACUUGCAAGCAUGGACAAGAAAGGAAUCACAUUCGCCUGUGUGAAUAGUGAAGGCAGAGAAGGUCUCUCUACGUUUGCACUCAAGUUCAAAGAUCCGACAAUCGUUGAGGAGUUUCGUGUAGCUGUUGACAAACAUAAAGACAGUAAGCCGGUAGAAACGGUUCCUCUACUGAAGACACCUGAGAACUCUCCAACAGCUACAGAUGCUGCCUGAAGAGAAAGGUAAAAGAAAAACAUUAAGAAACACUUCCUCUUUGCCUUUUGUGUCUUUACUUUCAAGUAGUUGAAUUUUGAGGCAGAGAAAACUAGAGAUUUGAAGAAGUUUGUUGUUGUUGUUUUCAUUUUCAAGAGUUGUUGAGACUUUCUGGUUGGCAUAAGACUUAAAACCUCUUUAUAUGAACCAUUUGUUUCAUAUAUAUAUAUAUAUAUAUCUGCUUCCGGUUUCACAA